Molecule: messenger RNA, 2352 nt
Organism: Hippocampus zosterae (dwarf seahorse)
Lineage: Eukaryota; Metazoa; Chordata; Actinopteri; Syngnathiformes; Syngnathidae
Product: titin homolog
Exons: 28
Coding region: 581-2329 (582 amino acids)
Source: RefSeq, a predicted model, not a curated record
CGUGGUUUCAUAUGUGUGUGUGUUUGUGUGUUAAAAUUGUCUUCCUGGUAACAAUGUGGGGUGAGUGUUAUUUAGUUGAGGAAAUUGUCAUAAUUGAUAUUUAUUAUUACUGCAAUAUGUAUUCAUCAUUAUAGUAUCGCUAUUAUUGUUGUUGGACUGGUGGACCCGUGUUUUAGCGAGCGCGUCUGCCUCACAGUUGGGAGUUUCAGGAAUUCAAUCCGGGCUCGGGCCUUCCUGUGUGGAGUUUACAUCUUCCCCCAUGCUUGUGCAUGUGUAGCUUUUCUCUAAUUUCACCCGUUGCGUGAAUAUGAGUGUUUGAGUUUAUGUGCCCUGUGAUUGGCCGGUGACCAGUCCAGGGUGUACCCUGCCUCUCUCCCAAAGUGAGCUGGUAUAGACUGCAGCUUCCUCUCUGACCCGAAUAAUGACACGCCCAUUUGAAAGUGGAUAGUAGGAUUGUUCUUAUUCUAGUGCAUAAGACACUUGACUGUUUAACACACUUAUCGCAAGAUGUUCCCUCAGGACAUGGCAGUGCAAUAGAAGAUCUUUGUGGAAGGAUCAGAGGAGUCAACAAGGAAGUGAGAUGGAGAAGAUGAAGCCGGAAGCCAAAAAGAAAAAGCCUUCCAAACUACCUCCCUGGCCUCCAGAGCCUCAAAGAAUUGAUGCAGAGAAAUUGGACAAGCCCACCCCUGUGGUUCCUCCGCGACCCAAGCACAAUGAUCUGAGUCAAAUGCAAUUUCUCCUGAAAAGAUUAGACAUGGAUGGUGAGGCCAAUCGAAACAUGCCACAAAGCGAGCCAAAGGAGAAAAAGCCAGAAAUUCCCGUACCGGCGCCUAGACGAGCAGAAAAGAGGAGGACCUGGACGACGAGACACAGUCAGUGCAACAGCGACCACAAGCAGAUUUCUGCCGGAAGUGUCCAAUCAGAUGCGGCGACUGACACCAAACAGACUCGUCCAUCUGUCCUGACGGCCAAAGUUCGACGAAGCCUGAAAGUCAAAAAAAUGUCAUUCAUUAGUCAUGUGACUGACAACCAGGACAGAGGUGAUGACGCUCCGGACAAAAAGACCACUUCCAUCAAACCGGGUGUCCUAAAGGGGGUAAUGAAGCACCUCAAGUCCACAAGCAAGGUCGGCGGCGGCAGUGGAGGCGAUCUCGAUCCCGACAAAGAAGCGGCGGAAAAGGAACGGAUGGACGGUAACAAAGUCAAACAGGACAAAAGUGCAGAAUCCAAACAAGAUGAGAGCAUGGAGAAAAUGAUGUCAGCCAGCAAUGAGGAUUUAUCGGGAAAAGCGGAAAAGGAUCGAGGGCUGUUUGGCGUCUUCCUGAAAAAGUCCCACAAAGGAGAGAGGGCUGACUCACCGGAUAGCGAGGAGGACAAGGAGCAAGUGACUACAAAGGCAGUGGGCGGCGAUGAUGUGGCCGAUAGGGGCAUUCCCAAGGAUAAAAACCUUUUCAGCAACAUGUUCAAGAAGCCUCAGAAGCCAACAGAGGGCGAUAAGGAAGCCCUCGUCAAGAGUGAAGUGGCGGCAUCUGGGAGCUUGGAGAACUUGUCCGAAAACGUCCCCAAGGUGAAAAAGGGAGGCCUGGCGGGCAUCUUCAGAAGAUCCAACAGCCAAGACAACCUGCUGGAUGAGGGAAAAAGUAUUUUCAGUGGCAUGUUCAAGAAAACGCCGAAAGCAGGCGACGAGGCGUCAAAUGGCGAUGAGGAAAAGAAGCUCUUAUCGGCCAGCAAUGAAAACUUGACAGAAGAAAAUGCCCCAAAGGAAAAGAUGGGAGGUUUGGCGGGAAUUUUAAAAAAGUCGCCCAAAACAGCACCACGCUCCCUCGCCACCAAGGAUCCUCAUAGUGAUGGCAAUCAGGAAGAAAGUAUCAAGGAUGACUUGUCAGGAGACGAAUUAGCAGGCCCUCCUGUCGAUCUUGAAGCUGCCACUGCAAAGGAGAAAAAAGGAGGCUUCACUGCCAUGUUCAAGAGGAUGCCCAAAACCGCUGACAAACAUGACAAUGAUAAGGACGAGGAGGCGGCGCCAUCUGUGGGCGGGGGGCUGAAACGCAGGAGGACCAUCAAGAAAAAAAGACGAGUUGUAUCCUUCAGAGUCAAGACAACUCUUCCCAAGAUGCCAAAACUCAACGAGUCGUCACAGGCCCAAGAAAAGAUGCCGGUCAUUGAGGAGAGUCUGGAGAUGCAGGAGAUGAUUCCGGCACAGAGUACAUUUGAGAUCCAACCGGUGGAGCUGGCCGCAUACCCAACUGGGGGAAACCCACUGGAAUCCGAGGAGGUGUGUGUGCGCCGCCACCAUCCGCAUCCCCAUCAGCAUAACAUGACAACAUGAGGUCAAAGUUGAAUGUCGUGUUG